UUGAGGGCGUUCUCCUCCAAAUUUGGACGGGAAAGUUUCUGAACUUGGAUGGAGCGCUUGACAGGUGGUAUUCAUAAAUCCCCGAAAAUGGCCUAAAAUCUUGCCAAAAAGAACCGAUGUUUUGACAGGAUUGGAUAGAGGACAGCCGGUAGAGGCAACACAAGGCCAACAUGGAGUUUAAAGAGGUGUUUGCGGAUGAGGCGGGUUACGCAGAGCUGAAGAAGCACAUGAGACAAGCCACGGAUUUCAGUUCCUCAGUAAUGAGCAUCUUCCAAGAAAGAGCUGACAUUGAAUCAACGUAUGCCAAGAGUAUCGCUAAGUUGAACGCCAGGGCAAUGAAAUGCAACAAAGACGCCACAGGAUCCUUAAUGGCAGCAUGGAAUAUUUAUUGUGAACAUCUCAGUGAUGAAGCAGAAAGCCAUAAAGUAUCAGCCGAAUGCCUACUUGAGGACAUCUACAAGAGACUUAAGACCUACUUUGACAUGCACGUCAAAGCCCGCAAAACGGCAGAAGCAAAUGUGGACAAAGCGUGCAAGGCAUGGCACGACAAACGGGCCGAAAUGGUCAAGGCUAAGAAGUUAACUCACUCUAAGACCAAGGAGAGUGAAGGUAUGCAGGCUGUCUUGGAGAAUCCCUGUGCUAAAGGGAAGGUGAUGUCAGACAAGGAACUGGGAAAGCUUCAGGCUAAGAGCAGGAAGGCAGACGAGACAGCAACCAAGGCAGACACAGACUACCUGAGCCUCAUCAAGGCCACGGAGAGGGCCAGACACGAGUUUGAGAAGUCGCUGCGCCAGGCGGUGACGACGUUAGAGAAGCUGGAAAGAGAGCGGAUCGGGCAGCAGAAGGAGGUGCUGCUUUCCUACACGGCCUGCCUCUCUAAGAUGCUGGAACCACUCAAGAAGAAUGUUGACAGCAUGUCACACGCAGUGACCUGCAUCAACCCUGACGGUGACGUCAUGGCCAUUGCACAGCACAAAGGACGACAGGUGGAUCACCUCGAUCAGGUCCUCUACGAUCCAUACGAGGAGGAUAUGAGCAACAGUAUGACGCUGAACCGGCGACGUCAGUCGCUACACAACAAGCUACAGUCCAUAGAGGGCGAGAUACAGAAAGAAACAAAAGUUAAAGCUGGUAUAGCUCGUCUGUCCGGCGCCUACGCAGAAAAUCCCAGCUAUGCAGAUAUGAACGCAAAGGAAGACGUAGCUCAGCAACUCGGCCAUUCCGAUGAGAUGAUCAACAUGCUGCGCGCCUGUAAGUUCAAGAUCUCGGUAGCACUAGCCAUGAUGGACAAGAAACCCAAACCCAGCGACGAAAUCAGCUCCUUCAUCAAGACGGAGAAAGACAAACAGCAAGGAGUUCAUGUGAGCGUCUUGAAGAUGCCUAAGUCCGCUACCUUACCUCCAGUCAGUGAAGUGGACGGAAGGGGAACGGGAGACGGGGCCCACUACCUACCUCCUAGCCCUGACGAGACCAACAUUAACAACAAUGAUAUAGAGCAAGCCAAGCCGGUAAUUGGACAGUGUGUGGCCUUGUUCGACUAUGAGGCCACCGAACCCGAAGAGAUAUCACUCAAAGAAGGGGACAUCAUUAACAUCGUCCAGAAAUUUGAGGAUGGCUGGUGGCACGGCGAGAUAGGUGGGAAACGAGGCAACUUCCCUGGUUCCUAUGUGGAUUUACUAUGAAGAAGGUGCUUGAUUUCCAGUCUCGUCUACAUGCAGGGGACCAGUUGCAUGUAAGUUGAUUAACAGUGGGAUAUAGAUCAUGUAGAAAGUCAAAAGAAAAUCGCUUUUGUUUUUGGUAAAGUUUGCUCUUUACUUCAAUCGCUGAUCAGUACUUUAAUAUGUUUCUUUUAACCUCCUUAAAGGGAAUAUUCAACAUUUGCUUUUGCUGGAAGUUUCAGAAAUGGAUGGAUUUUUUUGGGGGGAGUUCAGUAUUUCACAGCAAAUAUUGCUACACUAACUUGUCUGAAGUUUUGUGUUCGUAGAAGCUGGAUUAACCAAGAAAAAGAAAUAUGUUCUUGAAGUCUGGUUCCCUGACCCAAUUUAAGAUGAAUCGGAGCAAUUUAUAGACA
Molecule: messenger RNA, 2071 nt
Organism: Patiria miniata (bat star)
Lineage: Eukaryota; Metazoa; Echinodermata; Asteroidea; Valvatida; Asterinidae
Product: nostrin-like
Exons: 15
Coding region: 171-1682 (503 amino acids)
Cellular component (GO): cytoplasm; plasma membrane
Molecular function (GO): protein binding
Source: RefSeq, a predicted model, not a curated record